GGAAUUAGGUAGAAAACAUAGAAAGGAGAUGCUAUGGAAAUCAAUAAUGUAAAUAACUUUUCAUUUGUAAAUUGUAACUAAUUUUGCUUGCCAUGUCAUAUGCAAAUCGUUCAAGUAUCAAAAUUUUAAUAAGACAUCCAGAGGAAACAAAAUCAGAUUUUUUAUAUAAUUUUGUAAACGAUUACUUAAAUCAAGCUGAGGCAUACGAAAUUGAUAAGUCAAUUGGUUAUUCCAAACCUAGUAUGACUUGCUACGACAUUUAUUACAAAAAUAUCGGAUUAAUACCAAAUUAUGGGGGACACGUUCCUGGAGCGAAAUUUAACUUUGGCAAAACAUUUGGGAAUUUUACAAUUGAUGUCAAAAGUUAUAUGCAUCUACCUAAAUAAACAUGGUUUCACAGCAUUCUUCUGUUAUUUCUAUUGCACUAAUUAAAAUAGAGAAAUACUUAGCCAUAUUUCACUUUUGAACUGAAUAGGUAUAAUGUAGGUUACCUAGUGCUUAAUAAAAAAAAGUUAUUUAUUUUGGCUCAGUUCAA
This is a messenger RNA of Condylostylus longicornis, 535 nucleotides long. Its product is annotated as UPF0605 protein CG18335. The record is from RefSeq and is a predicted model, not a curated record. Bases 93 to 386 code for a protein of 97 amino acids. NCBI's taxonomy places the organism in Eukaryota, Metazoa, Arthropoda, Insecta, Diptera, Dolichopodidae. The transcript has 3 exons.